This is a messenger RNA of Colletotrichum siamense, 1503 nucleotides long. RefSeq names its product putative secreted lipase. Bases 1 to 1503 code for a protein of 500 amino acids. The transcript is spliced from 4 exons. The record is from RefSeq and is a predicted model, not a curated record. NCBI's taxonomy places the organism in Eukaryota, Fungi, Ascomycota, Sordariomycetes, Glomerellales, Glomerellaceae.
AUGCGCUCUUUCCUCACUUUUGGUAUAGGCGUUUUCGCCAUCACGGUCUCUGCUCAGUUCCAGAACAGCACCAACACCACCGUGCCUACGGCUACGACGUUGAACGGGACAUACUACGGAGUUCACCAUUCGAACUGGCAUCAGGACUUCUUCGAGGGUAUCCCCUACGCGCAGCCACCCACCGAAAGCCUGCGUUUCCGCGAGGCUCAGUCACUGAACACGUCUUGGACUGGACAGAGAAAUGCGACCGUUCUUGGAUCCAUGUGCUACGGCUACGGGGCCACCCAGAUGGUCCUGGGCCAGUUCAUCUCCGAAGACUGCCUGACUCUCAACGUCUAUCGCCCCUCCAACGUCUCCUCAUCCAAGGGCCUGCUGCCGGUCGCAGUCUAUAUCCACGGCGGUCUAUUCGAGCAUGGAACCGGGAGAGAUCCACGGUACAACAUGACCUCUCUCCUCCAGGUCGGUGUGCAGAACGGGAAGGAGUUCAUCGGGGUCACGCUCAACUACCGUCUUAGCUACUGGGGCUUCCUGUAUGGAAACGAAGUUGCUAACGAGGGCGUUGCGAAUCUGGGUUUGAAGGAUCAGCGCCUUGCUCUCCGGUUCCUGAAGGAGAACAUUGAAGCCUUUGGCGGCGAUUCCGAGAGGAUCACCAUUUGGGGUCAGGAGGCCGGUGCUUUCAGCGCUGGGCUUCAGCUCCUCGCGUACGGUGGCCGGGAUGACGGCCUCUUCCAGGGUGCUAUCCUGCAGAGUGGCAGUCCGACUCUGAUGUGGCCGUCCGUUACCGCCGAUGAAUGGCAGCCUCUUUAUUACCAAUUCGUCAACGCGACCAACUGCUCCGCCUCGAUGAAUACCCUCGACUGCCUGCGCAAUGUUGAUUCCGACGUUCUGUCGAGCGUUUUCGACAGCGACAUAACUACGGACGACCACCCUAACCCCGUUGUCGAUGGCGACUUCAUUCAAGACCUCGGGUCCAAGGAGAUGCAGGCUGGACACUUUGUGCGAGUGCAGUUGAUACUCGGAACGACUCGCGAUGAAGGCACUUGGCAGCACUUCGUUGUGAAGAACAUCAACACGACGGAUGAGUUUCAGAACAUGUGGGCCGGGAAUGAUGUCGACGUCUACUCAUACGUCUACGACGUCUUGUUCCAUGCACACUGGUGGCAGACCGGUUCUCAGGAACAAGACGACAUCGCCUUCCUUUUCCACAACGUGACGCUAUCCGAAGCUCUCAGCCCCAGCGAUCAAGCCGAUCAGAAGGACACUUUUGAGCCGUUGAGUUACCUGAUGUGCAGCAUGUGGAUAAGCUUUUUCCACACUUUGGACCCGAAUAACCAUCCGGUGAACGGCACCAAUGUUUGGCCCAAGUAUAAUGCCAACAGCCCCGAAAACUUUGUCUUCGACGUCAACGCUACCGAGUUGAGUCCCUCUGAGACGGACGAUUUCCGCAGUGAAGCUAUCUCAUACUGGAUUGAUUUGUUCAGCACAAACGAGUAUCCGAAGUAA